Molecule: messenger RNA, 2480 nt
Organism: Rhagoletis zephyria (snowberry fruit fly)
Lineage: Eukaryota; Metazoa; Arthropoda; Insecta; Diptera; Tephritidae
Product: ATP-binding cassette sub-family G member 1
Biological process (GO): transmembrane transport
Cellular component (GO): plasma membrane
Molecular function (GO): ABC-type transporter activity; ATP hydrolysis activity; ATP binding
Source: RefSeq, a predicted model, not a curated record
AAAACUUAUAUAGCCAACGUAAGUCGUUCCACGUUGCUUAAUUUUUUUAUUUGGUUACACAGUGCUGUUAUUUACUAUGGAAUCUCCGAGUAUUAUCAUUUUAGAAUUGUUUGAACAUUUAUAUUUUUUUUGUGUAUACCUAAAUAAUACCUAAAGUUAAUUUAAUUAAUUUGGUAUUUAUUUUUUUCUCUUUUAGUUAAAGUAACUGGUACCCGUCUAAUAUUGCGCGGCGUCAGCGGCAGCUUCCGCAAUGGUCAAUUGUCGGCAAUUAUGGGCCCUUCCGGUGCGGGCAAGAGUAGUUUACUGAACGCUUUAUCAGGUUUGCGCACCUCCGACGUUAGUGGACACAUAAAAAUCGAACGCAAAGGUUCCUGCUACAUCACACAAGAUGACAAUCAUCAAACCCUACUUACCGUUGAGGAACUCAUGGAGCUUAGUUGCAAUCUCAAGUUACCGCAUUGCAAAUGUAAAGCUGAGCUGAUAACAGAGAUACUCGAGAAUCUCAAUCUAAAUCAUAGACGUAAUAUUUUUGCGGAAAAAUUGAGUGGCGGCGAACGUAAACGCCUCUCGAUCGCACUCGAAUUGGUGGCCAAUCCAAAGAUAUUUUUCCUCGAUGAACCCACCAGCGGUCUGGAUGAGGUGACAGCGGCGCAAUGCAUUCGGUUACUUAGCCAAUUAGCUAAACAAGGACGCACCAUCGUCUGUACAAUACACCAACCGUCGGCGACGAUUUUCAAUUAUUUUGAUAGCAUUUUUGUGCUGGCCAGUGGACAGUGCGUCUAUCAGGGACCACCAUCGGCAGUCAUACCAUUUUUACGUCACGUACAUAUCGAAUGCCCCAAGUAUUAUAGUCCAUCGGAUUACAUUAUCGAGCUCUGCGAUGCGGACGAAGGUAAACUCAUACCCUUGCUUAGCGAUCUCACUGGCAAUGGCAAGUGGAUUUAUGCACCAGUGCAGCAACAACAAAAUGGUCUAAAUGGUGUAAGCGAAGUAAACGGCGGUGAACCCACGCCCGUUUCAAAGCCACAUUCCAAAGACUUUCAGCAGUCGGUGCGUACUUUCUUCGUGGAGGAACCAAAACGUAGUCGCUUACAACAUUGGCUCGCUGCCGGCACGAAUUUUUCUACCGAUGGUACGCUGAUUGGUGGCGUGACCGCAUUCUAUGAGCAGGUGAAAACCUUCACCAAGUUGCUGGAUCAUGAGAGUGAGCACUCUUCGGGCUUCCACCAGUUCUCUGUGCUCUUAAAAAUGAUGCUGAAGCGUACAAUGCGUAGCCACGUUAUUUUACUUAUACAAUUUUUGCACCAUCUUCUAACGGCAUUGUGCUUUGGUUUGAUUUUCUUAAAUCUUGGUAAUCAGGGCUCGCGCAUGUUUGACCAUUUGAAAUUCUGCAUUGGCGUUAUUAUAAUCAUCGCAUAUACACAAGUCAUGCUGCCCAUAUUGAGCUUUCCCAUGGAAAUAAAAAUCGUACGAAAGGAGACUUUCAAUCGUUGGUAUAAGUUAACUCCAUAUUAUAUGGCCUUGAAUAUAUCACGGUUGCCCUUGCAAAUCUUUUUGAAUAUGAUAAUGCUGACAAUUAUUUAUUGGAUGAGUGGAUUGCCGGCUCAAUGGUGGCGUUUUGGCUUAUUUGCCAGUAUUGGUUUAAUGACAUCGCUAAUUGCAGAGGGCAUGGGAUUGGCAAUUGGAAUGACAUUUAGCAUAACGAAUGGCAGCGCUGUUGGCCCACUGGCGAUUGCUCCACUGCUAGGCUUGGCUAUAUAUGGAUUUGAUUUUGCCGCACAAAUCCCAUACGGAAUGAAUCUUCUCAUGAAAUUCAGUUAUGUACGGGUCGGUGUAGUGGCGUUGAUACUCUCUGUUUUUGGCUUUGAUCGUCCCGAAUUAGAAUGUGACGAUAUAUAUUGCCAUUUCGGUGAUCCGCGAGUGCUGCUCAAGUUUCUGGACAUUGAACACCUAUCGAUGUGGUACCUCUUCUCGAUACUCACAGUACUUAUGCUCUUCUAUAGAGUGCUAAUGUAUUUGAGUUUACGCAGACGUUGCGGUACAUAAGCGAUAUUAUUUUGUAAAUGUGAUUUUUAGUAUUAAGUGGUAAAGUUAAGGUCAAUUAAAUAAAAAUAAACAAUGGUUUCAUGGUGGAUGUUAGUUGCUGCAUAAUCAGAAGUUCAUGCACAUACAUAAUAUAAUAAUAAUAGGCAAUCUUAUGCUGUGAUAAAUGAUAUGUUAAUAGUGUACAAUUUUUUACUUUAUACGUGUAGUAAUCUAAUUGCAAGCAAACAAAUACCCCUCUUAUUCCAAAAUUUUUACAAAUUACAUACCUAAUAAGUGGCUUUGUAAUUAAAUUGUAUGUAAAAUUUUGUUACGAUCGGAAAAGAACAUAUUGUUAUGAGAUAAGUAGGUACAUAAUCAAAGAUAUUCCACAUAUUUUAAGAUGUACAAACUAUUUUAUAAAAAAGAUGUUCUUGCGAACAAUUAAAUUUUUGGUA